UUGGUUGAAACUCUCCCGUACCGGCUCCCUCUUUGUCCCCCCUUGAGCCUGGGAAUGGGUGUGAUCUCCGAGUAGGAGUGUCUCUGCGGUUAAGUAGAGGAUUGAAUUACCGAACGCUGCUGUUCCCGAGCUGACAAGGUAGCAGAGCAGCGAACAAAAAGUGCCUUGAAACUAGGCAAAGAGGAGAGAAGGCGCUGGGUUUGGUGGAGAAGGGAGACCUGUGAGGACACUCUGCACUUUCCAGCAAGCUCAGACCGCAGGAUGACAGACAGUGACACAAAUCUCCCAACCAUCGAGAGGAAGCUGGGACUGCAGAUAUGGGGCAUAGAGAAUAUGAAGAUGGUUCCUGUACCUGAAAAGGCUUAUGGGACCUUUUUUGAAGGAGACUGUUACAUCAUUCUGCAUACCAAAAGAACCUCUCGUGGCACUGCUGUGGAUUUGCAUUACUGGAUUGGGAAGGAUUCCUCCCAGGAUGAGCAGGGGGCUGCAGCCGUGUACGUCACCCAGCUGGACAACGCGCUCGGGGGGAGCCCUGUGCAGCACCGGGAGGUCCAGGGACAUGAGUCUGAGACCUUCCAGAGCUAUUUCCGCAACGGCAUCAUCUACAAGAAGGGAGGAGUGGCUUCAGGAUUUAAGCAUGUGGAGACCAACAUGUACAACAUCAAGCGCCUUCUCCAUGUCAAGGGGAAGAAGCACGUGUCAGCCACAGAGGUAGCGCUUUCCUGGGACAGUUUCAAUAAGGGCGAUGUUUUCUUGCUGGACCUUGGGAAAGUGCUGAUUCAGUGGAAUGGACCCAGCUGCAGCAUUGCUGAGAAAUCCAGGGGUCUGGCGCUGGCUCGCAGCAUCAGGGACAGCGAGAGGGGUGGCCGUGCUCAGAUUGGCAUCAUUGACAACGAGAAGGACUCCCCAGACCUGAUGCAGAUCAUGAGGAUGGUGCUGGGAGAGAGGCGUGGGGAGCUCCGAGAUGCCAUCCCGGACACGAAGGCGGAUGAGCUGCAGAAGGCGAACGUCCGGCUCUACCAUGUCUAUGAGAAGGACAACGACCUGGUGGUACAGGAGAUCGCCACCCGGCCCCUGACACAGGAUCUGCUCCAGCACGAGGACUGCUACAUUUUAGACCAAGGUGGUUUCAAAAUUUACGUCUGGAGAGGAAAAGCCUCCAGCCCAGAAGAGAAAAAAGCAGCCUUCACCCGAGCUGUGGGUUUUAUCCAAGCCAAAGGCUAUCCUUCAUCCACCAACGUGGAAGUGAUCAAUGACGGGGCGGAGUCAGCCAUGUUCAAACAGCUCUUCCAGAGGUGGACGGAAAAGAACGAAACACAGGGGCUGGGAAAAGUCUACACUACUGGAAAAAUUGCCAAGGUGGAGCAGGUGAAGUUUGACACCACUCAGCUCCAUGCCAGGCCAGAGCUGGCUGCUGAGCAGAGGAUGGUCGAUGACGCCUCUGGGGAGAUCGAGGUGUGGAGGAUUGAGGACUUGCAAAUGCAGCCAGUGAAUCCCAAGACAUACGGGCAGUUCUACGGGGGCGAUUGCUACCUGGUCCUGUACACCUACCUGAGAUCAGGCAGGCCCCACUAUGUCCUCUACAUGUGGCAGGGCCGCCACGCCUCUGUGGAUGAAAUCACUGCCUGUGCCCUCAAUGCCAUCGAGCUGGACAAGAAAUAUGGGGACGAGGCCGUGCAGGUGCGGGUGACGAUGGGCAAGGAGCCCAGACACUUCCUGGCCAUCUUCAAGGGCAAGCUGGUCAUCUACGAGGGUGGGACCAGCCGGGCUCAGAAAAGCGCUCCCGAGCCAGCGAUCCGCCUCUUCCAGGUGAGGGGCACGGAUGAGGUGAACACAAAGGCCACAGAGGUGCCAGCCAGAGCCUCCUCCCUCAACUCCAACGAUGUCUUCCUGCUGACCACCAGCCAAGUCUGCUACCUGUGGUGUGGGAAGGGAUGCAGCGGAGACGAGCGGGAGAUGGCAAAGAUGGUAGCUGACAUCGUUUCCAGACGGGACAAGCACACCAUUUUGGAAGGACAAGAGCCAGCAGAGUUCUGGGAAGCUCUGGGAGGCAAAGCACCUUAUGCCAGUGAAAAGAGGUUCCAAGAGCAGAUCACACACUACCAGCCUCGCCUCUUCGAGUGCUCCAACCAGACGGGCCGGUUCAUCAUGACAGAGGUGGUGGGCUUCUGCCAGGAGGACCUGGAUGAAGAUGAUGUCAUGCUGCUGGACACAUGGGAAGAGAUUUUCCUUUGGGUUGGCAAAGCCUCCAACGAAUACGAGAGGAAGGAGGCCAUUGCCUCAGCUAAGGAGUAUCUCAAGACCCAUCCAGCAGGGAGAGACUCGGCAACCCCGAUAAUCCUGGUGAAGCAGGGCUACGAACCCCUCAACUUCACAGGGUGGUUCAACGCUUGGGACCCCUACAAAUGGAGCGAUGGCAAGUCCUAUGAGGAGAUGAAGAACAGCUUGGGAGACGUGUCGGCUAUAUCUGAGAUCAAAGUGGACCUUAACAACAUCAGCCUGAACAAGAGGACCCUCAGCGUGACCAGCUUGGCCAGUUCAAGCAAUCCAAAUGCUUCCUCGGAGUAUAAAUCCCACUUCAACCACAGUGACAGCAACAGCUACAGCAACAGCAGCAACUACAACAGCAACAGCAGCCCUUCCCUGAUGCCCAAUGGUGAAGGAGUUUACUCCCGAGAGGUGCUGAUGAACAGGACGGUGGAUGAACUUCCAGAGGGCGUGGAUCCCACUAGAAAAGAGUUCUAUCUCUCCGAUGCCGAUUUCCACGACAUCUUCGGGAAGUCCAAGGAGGAGUUCUACCAGAUGCCCAAAUGGAAGCAGCAGAACGAGAAGAAACAGUGUGGACUCUUCUGAGACCACAGGGGCCAUCCAGCAUCCAGUGACUCUGGGACCAACCCUCGCCCUCUUAGGAGCUGCAGGGAAGAAGUGCAGGCAUUUGCUCAGCGAACCCAGGCCCAGCUCCAACGCAGUUAUCCCAGCAGCCACUGCUCAGGGGAUGGCUCCUUCCUGCAAACCCAGAAUGCCAGGAGGCGAAACCUUUUGCUGGAACAGCUUGGCAGGAUGUUUUUGCCUCUUCCCGACACUUUAUUGCUGAUAGCCACGAAGACAAGUGUGUGCCACACAACUGUAUUGUAGCCUCUUCUUUCGUUUCCCUUUUGCAAAUCGCCACGUGCACAAGGUCAUGAUAUCCCUUCCUUUGUAGAAGUUUAAAAUUAGGCAAGACAAAGGCCAUUUGCAGCUGCUGUGUAAAUGCUGGGUGGGGAAAGGAGGGGGAAGCCCUAAGAGGAUA
Messenger RNA from Manacus vitellinus (golden-collared manakin), 3289 nucleotides. It is a transcript of the gene VILL, whose product is annotated as villin like. Gene Ontology annotation, molecular function: actin filament binding; phosphatidylinositol-4,5-bisphosphate binding. The coding region runs from base 262 to 2853 and encodes 863 amino acids. NCBI's taxonomy places the organism in Eukaryota, Metazoa, Chordata, Aves, Passeriformes, Pipridae. Gene Ontology annotation, biological process: cytoskeleton organization; actin filament severing; actin polymerization or depolymerization. Gene Ontology annotation, cellular component: cytoplasm; actin cytoskeleton. The transcript is spliced from 20 exons. The record is from RefSeq and is a predicted model, not a curated record.